CCCCCUUUUCUAACAAAUAUUGCUUUUUUAGAUCCGCUGUCACUCAUUCAGCUCGGAGUUCUCCAAGAGACGAUAACUUGUAAUACGGUGACAGUGAGUGUCUGUGCAUCAUGGAUGUGCUUAUGCCCUCCAUGCUAGGGGACGAUCCACACCUAAUGGCUGAGCCGGAGAUCCAGAUCUUUGAGCAGCCCAAGCAGCGGGGAAUGCGCUUCAGGUACAAGUGUGAGGGUCGCUCAGCCGGGAGCAUCCCCGGCGAGAACAGCUCUGACAACAACAGGACCUAUCCCAGUCUGCAGAUCCUGAAUUAUUGCGGUAAAGGGAAAGUGCGUGUUUAUUUGGUGACCAAGAACGAGCCAUACCGACCGCAUCCACACGACCUGGUGGGGAAGGACUGCAAAGACGGAUUCUACGAGGCCGAGUUUGGUCCAGACCGCAGAGUGAUAGCGUUCCAGAAUCUGGGCAUCCAGUGUGUGAGAAGGAGGGAAGUGAAAGACGCAAUCGUACAGAGGAUCACCAGAGGAAUCAACCCCUUCAGUGUGCCACACGAGCAGCUGCUGCAGACAGAGGAGUACGACUUGAACGUGGUUCGCCUGUGUAUCCAGGUUUUUCUGCAGGAUGAGAAUGGCCACUACACCCGACCACUCAACCCCAUCGUCACCAACCCCAUCUAUGACAACAGAGCUCCAAACACAGCUGAGCUGAGGAUCUGUCGGGUCAACAGGAACAGUGGCAGUGUGAAGGGAGGGGAUGAAAUCUUCUUACUGUGUGACAAAGUACAGAAAGAUGACAUUGAAGUGCGAUUUUUCUCCUCUGAUGGCUGGGAAGCCAAAGGCUCCUUCUCCCAGGCCGAUGUUCAUCGCCAAGUAGCCAUCGUCUUCAAGACUCCGCCCUAUUAUAACACCUCCAUAAUGGAGUCGGUCACUGUGCACAUGCAGCUGCGUCGACCUUCUGAUCAGGAAGUCAGUGAACCAAUGGAUUUCAGAUAUCUGCCCGAUGACAAAGAUCCUUAUGGCUACAAUGAGAAAAAACGCAGAAGAGAGAACUUGAUGAGGAUAUCAGGAUUGUCAGGUGGUCCUUUUGCUUGUCUGGCUAUGAACAGGCCAAAGGCAGUGCCCCAGAGUACCAUGAGUCACAUGCGGAAAGAUCCCAACAUGUACCUGAGGCAGCAGCCUACACCUACAGUACAGCAGCAGUCUACUGUAUUCAACCAACCCUACCAACCAGCCCCUCAGAAUGUAAUGAUGACAUCACAGGCUCCUAAUGUACCUGUCAGCCAUUCAUGGGCAAAUCCCAACCCAGCACCCUCAAUGGAAACAGUCACCGUAAACCAUUCUGGUGCCAUAAGCAAUCUGCCACAUACAAAUAGCAACAGGCAACAGUUGCCAAACCGUGUAACGGGUUACAGAAUGCAGCAUAACAACUUCGAGAACAACGGUCUCCCUCAUCUCUCCGUGAGGGACUUGCAGUGCUUGGAUACAGCCCCCCAGGCACCUGGAAUCAGCCAGUCAGAGUCCCAGCGCCUCUUCCACCUGCAUCACCAAAGGGAGGAGCUCACUUCUGAGACCCGGGCCCAGAAUCAUGUAGGCAACCAGAACCUCGGUCUUCAGAGUGUGUGGACCAAUUUCAAUACCUCCAGUUCAAUCCAGAACACCUUUAAUGGGUCAGUACCUGGAGGUGGAGGGGGGUCACAAGGCCUGGGCCCUUUCCCCUUGCUAGAGGGAAUGGAAGGGGAAGAUUUUCUGAAGGGCCUGAUGGGAGGAAGCUCUCAGACUGGCUUCCAGCUGAAGCAGGAGUCCCAGAUCACAGUGGGACAAGAGACCCAUACUUCACUCAUGCAAUCUCCAAGAGAAAGCCAGGGAAAUACUUACACCAACUUGCUUCCUCGACCGAUGAGCAAUGGCACCAACAUGGAUCCACUUAGGCAAGAUGGUAGUGGCAACAGCCAGCCUCUUAAAAAUCUGCAAAGUCUUUACUCAAGCACCAGCAUGCCAUCAGAUGUCCACUAUUCAGAUUUGGAUGAGUGGCUCAAAGCCACUCGGCAAACCGGCUACAAGGAGUAACAGUUUUUGGUAUCAAGUAGUAAACAGAGGCAGCUCCAAGAAAUGCAUUGUUUUUGUUUAGCCUUGCAAAGUGAGAAAGUUUGUCUCACCUAUCCUGGCCUUGUAAGGUUCCAUGGGCAUUUGCUUGAGUUAUUAUGUCAGUGGGCAUUAGAACAAAAUUAUUGUGAGCCAAUUGGCAUUGUUUUUACAAUUUAUUAUGGACUAGUUCCUUCUUUCACAAAGGCACCACCAAGACUGCUUCUUACUUGCCGAACAUGGCAUCUGCUAAGCUGUCAUUGGUCUUUGGUUCCGAAUAUUAAUCUGGACAGUCACAUUUCUCUUGAAAAUUGUCAAUUAAAUUUGAUUUCUUAAUAAAUUUGGCACAAGAAAUAGAUCAUGCUUUUGUUCAAACCAAGGUUUACAAUUAGUUUAUGGUGCGAUUCUGUACAGAUUCUACUCCCACCUGAAACCUGAGGUGCCAGGUUUUAUCGUUGUUCUAAUCAUUCCUUUUUACUGAAUGACUGGUUUGGCCAUCCCCUGCUGAUGCUAUGGAUGGAUCUCAAUGGAUAUUCUCCAGACAUGAGCUCACGUGAGUUCAACAAGCUUCUGCAAGGCUAAGGACCUGUAUGUGGAUGGACCAUGCUUUAGGUUGUAAUGAUCAAAAGACAUGCUGAUGGGUUCCAAGUUGGAUUUUUGAAGAAGCGAAUGUAGUACUUUCUUUCUUUCUUUUUCUCAGGUGAAGUUGGAUUCACUGUCAACAUACUUCAUAGUAAUCAAUGUUUAGCUGGGUGAUCUUGAGAAAGCAGGGGGGGGGGCAGGUGUUGGAGGUAAAUAGAUGCUAGGGAUUUACAGCUUAAAAAUGGCUUUUUAUCAGGAUUUACUUUUUAUUGCUUUGGAAAGCAUGGAUUUUUACAUAAUAUACUGUUUUACAGAUAUUUUAGCAGAGUAUUUUCUGUUAAGUGCCCUGUAUAUAUAUAUAUGUUAGCCAUAGUUGAGAGUGAAAGCAAUAACCAUGCUAAAACACUCAAGAACUGGCAAGGUACCGAAAUUUCCAUUGAGGAAGUUGGAGGAAGCACAUUCAGUGUUGUCUUUCCUUUGUAAUGACUAUGUCAUACCAGUGAUCAUAUGUUAUUCACAGUUCUCAGAGCAUUUCUACCAGAUGUUUUAUUGAUACAGAUGUUGAUUUUGUUUUUUGGGUUUUUUUUGUCGUUUCAUUCAUUCAGCUGAGGCUUUUACAAGAAGCUUCACAGAGCGUCUUGCUCAGGGGACACAUGAACAAACACUGGCUCUGGUGUGGGUGUCAAAUCUGUGAUCUGGCAGCAGCUCUGUCACCUCUAGCCUAGCUCAUCCUAGCAUGUUUUAUUAUCAUUAUUAUUGUUGUUGUUAUUUUACUUGUGCCUUCCAGAAGCUUUUUGGUUUUAAGUGAAAUUAAAUAUUUUGAUGACUACUUUGUAAGAUUUGCCACUUUGGAUUAUUUUCUACAGGAACAGUUCUUAAUAAAUGGAAUCUGUUUUAUUCCA
Scatophagus argus is the source of this 3559-nucleotide messenger RNA. It is a transcript of the gene rel, whose product is annotated as v-rel avian reticuloendotheliosis viral oncogene homolog. The transcript is spliced from 11 exons. Bases 111 to 2060 code for a protein of 649 amino acids. NCBI's taxonomy places the organism in Eukaryota, Metazoa, Chordata, Actinopteri, Scatophagidae. Gene Ontology annotation, molecular function: DNA-binding transcription factor activity, RNA polymerase II-specific; RNA polymerase II cis-regulatory region sequence-specific DNA binding. Gene Ontology annotation, biological process: regulation of transcription by RNA polymerase II; non-canonical NF-kappaB signal transduction; innate immune response. Gene Ontology annotation, cellular component: cytoplasm. The record is from RefSeq and is a predicted model, not a curated record.